Messenger RNA from Clonostachys byssicola, 1827 nucleotides. NCBI's taxonomy places the organism in Eukaryota, Fungi, Ascomycota, Sordariomycetes, Hypocreales, Bionectriaceae. The record is from the annotation of a GenBank genome assembly.
AUGCUUUGCAAGGUGUGUCGUGAGGUCUUCCAAGGCAUCUGGGAUACACCUGAUAUCAGGAAAGUCUGCCGAGUUGACGAAUAUUUCGGCCCUGAUUUUCUAGAGCCUCUUGGGCUGUGCGAUCGCGACUUCAGCCGCCCAGAUACCUUCAUGUUUGGGCAUCAUGCAACUUCCGAGUCCUUCCAGAAGUCAGUGCGAGAGGGCUGUUCCAUAUGUUAUAACAGUCUCAACCUCAACCUUGGUACCUCUACUGGAGAUGAGGCCACUUGGGAGGUAAUACACAAUUGGCUGCACGAUUGCCUUGAUAAUCAUGAACGCUGCAACCAGCCAACAAGCUACAUUCCACCUCGUCUACUUCGGCUAGAAAAGCCUACUGGUACAUUCCAUAUAAUAAAUGGGAAUGUCAUUACACCAGGGGCUCAAUACGUCACUUUGUCACAUUCUUUUACUCGAAGCAACUUCCAGCUCACGGAGUCGACAUUAGCCUCCCUGUCCGAACCGCAGUCUUUAUCAGCUCUUCCUUUAGUCUACCGUGAUGCAUUUACGAUAGUGGAUAGACUGGGUCUCUCCUACCUUUGGAUUGACCAGCUCUGUGUUCUGCAAGAUAAUCAAUCCGACCAAUCAUUGAACGCAAAUGAAACUAGUCGCAUCUUCUCUCGGGCACUUCUUGGUAUUUGCGCUGUGGGUUCCACGGAUCCCUAUUCUGGGCUUUUCACUGGACGUGACCCAGAUCUCAUAAUUCCAACCAUACUCAAACUUCCUUUCGGCGGUCUUGAGACGACUUCAUAUAUUCUUGAGACAGAUAAGGAUUUGGUUGGUGCUCAUGCAUUUCACAAAGAACCAGCAUCUACAAACCCACAAGUUUUCAGGCAACGCCUCCUCUCGCCACGGAUGGUUCAUUUUGGUCAACGGCUUGUCUACUGGGAAUGCUAUGGCGCAAUAUGCGAUGAAGUCAACCCUAGUGGUUGGUCUACUCCCGUGGGGUUUUCCAUGGGCCGUGAAAAGGAGACCGCUGAUGAUCACACCUCCGUAAUCGACAGUUGGAAGCCCCUCAUGGGUGUGCAGUUUCCGGUCAAGCACAACCAUAUUGAUCAGAUCUUCACGCGUUGGUUCCACCUCCUACGUGAAUAUUCACGCUGUGCUGUGGCAUCAUCAGACGAGAAAAUACAGAAUAUCCAGUUUGUGGCAGAGAAUAUGAAGCGUUUGUUACAAGUGCGUGGGUGUAAUGAUACCACAUACCUCGCGGGAAUGUGGAGGCUGAUGCUGCCCAAGGGAUUGAUAUGGAGUGUAUCCGGUGAGGGAACGCGACCAGCCGUAUCUCAGGUGCCGUCUUGGAGUUGGGCAUCCGUGGAUGGUAUUAUUGACUUUCACAUCAGGUGUCCGACAGAUGCUAACACUGGGCUUUUCUGUGAGCUUGUAAAAGUGGGCAUGAGUUUAUCUGCCGAGGGCUUGCUUCACGGUGCAAUCACCCUGAUAGGGAAACUGGUCCUUGCAAAUCCGAUGACUCAUGCCGGGAACGGGGAUGAAGAGACGCUGCGCACAGUUGCUACUUAUCCAGGUCAAACGUUUGACUACGCCGGUGGAGGUCAUUGUGGAACAGUCUUGUUUGAUACGAAGAAGGAUGUUGCUGGGGAAGUCUUCUGUUUUCCUAUUUCGGGAACUUGGAGUACACCAGACACAUACUGGUUUAGCGGACUUGCUCUAUCUCGGUUGAGUGAUGCGACUUAUAUUCGGUGCGGUGUGUGGACGUUUGCGGGAACGAAGAGAGAGGAUGCUCUCAGGUUUUUUCAUAAUCUACCACCGGAGCAAGAGAUCAAAAUCGUCUAG